UAUUAAACACGGCGCCUCCGCGUGUCAUUCGCAUCCCUGAAAACAGCAGACGGGCUACAGGAGAGGAUCAGGAGAUUGAAGCAUCUUAAUUGAACAGAGAAACAUCCUACCAUGUCAGACAAGGUUUUCAAAAAGACCAGUGGAAAUGGCCAGCUCACUCUCUACCUGGGGAAGAGAGACUAUGUUGAUCAUGUUGAAUCUGUGGACGCUGUUGACGGUGUACUGAAAAUUGACCCUGCAGACCUUGGGGAUAGAAAAGUCUGGGUUCAGCUGGCCUGCGCCUUCCGUUACGGUCGUGAUGAUCUGGACGUGAUUGGACUUUCCUUUAGAAAAGACAUCUGGAUUCAGCACAUACAGUUGUAUCCUGAUGCAGGCCACAAGCCCACCUUGACAGAGAUGCACAAUACUCUUCUAAAGAAAGCUGGAGAACAGGGUCACGCCUUUACAUUUAAUAUUCCAACCAACCUUCCCUGCUCUGUUACCCUUCAACCCGGUCCAGAUGACAAAGGAAAGGCUUGCGGUGUUGACUUUGAGGUCAAGGCUUACCUGGCCAAUUCAGCUGAUGACCCUGAUGAGAAAGUUGACAAGAAAGACACUUGCCGCCUUGUCAUUCGUAAGAUCCAGUUUGCUCCUGAUAACACAGGAUCUGGACAGAAGGCUGAACUCUGCAAGAGCUUUAUGAUGUCUGAUAAACCUGUCCUCCUGGAGGCCGCCCUAGAAAAGGAUAUCUACUACCACAGUGAUCCCAUCCCUAUCAUAAUUAAGGUCAAGAAUGAGACCAACAAAGUUGUAAAGAAAAUCAAGAUUACAGUUGACCAAACCACAGACGUCGUUCUCUAUUCAGCCGACAAAUACACCAAGAAUGUGUUGUGUGAAGAGUUUUUGGAAACCAUCGAAGGCAAUGCAAAUUUUGAAAAUAACCUCUCAAUAACUCCUCUGCUGGCAAGCAAUAAGGAGAAACGUGGCCUGGCGCUGGACGGCAGGCUUAAAGAUGAGGACACAAAUUUGGCCUCCACCACCAUUAUAAGGGCAGGAAUGGACAAGGAGAUGCUGGGAAUCCUUGUGUCCUACAAGAUCAAAGUUAACCUCAUGGUGUCAGGUGGCGGUUUGCUGGGAGGUCUGACAGCAAGUGAUGUCACAGUAGAGCUCCCUGUGACCCUGAUGCACCCCAAACCCACAGAGUGAACAUGUGUAAGACUCCGCAGGACUGAUCUUCCUCUUAGCACUUUCACAAAGAGACACCAGAAGGAAAGGCUGCAUGGCUUUGAGAAGCAAAGAAAGUGUAUCGGACAAUUUCACAACUACAGUGGAGGAGAAACACACCUAGCAAACGAUCUAGGUGAUACUGAUGGUAACACCGUAAUACAGUUUUAAAAGUAAUAUGAAGACAUGUGUGUGUGAAUGGUAGCCUUGAGGUACUCAGUCCAGGAAUAACAUGCCUCUCCUAUCCAUAAACCUAUAGGUCAAUAAAUUUGUGAGUGAUGCCUUUCACAAUGGAGGUUGAUCACUGUAUUAUGUAUGGUUGUGUUUACUUGGAAACCAGCACAUUUAAAUUCAUGUGAUGUUUGUUUUGUCAUGUUUAAAAUGUUUGACUCUUGAGUCAUGAACCAAAUAAAAUACCUCUAAAAAAUUA
This is a messenger RNA of Triplophysa rosa, 1633 nucleotides long. RefSeq names its product arrestin 3a, retinal (X-arrestin) (gene arr3a). Bases 112 to 1185 code for a protein of 357 amino acids. Gene Ontology annotation, molecular function: G protein-coupled receptor binding. Lineage: Eukaryota; Metazoa; Chordata; Actinopteri; Cypriniformes; Nemacheilidae. The record is from RefSeq and is a predicted model, not a curated record. The transcript has 16 exons. Gene Ontology annotation, biological process: visual perception; G protein-coupled receptor internalization; signal transduction.